AUGUCUCGCCUGCCGCCGGCUCUUGCUCUCUCUGGAGCCAAUCGAGGCCAUUCUAUCCGCGCGGGAACUUACGAGGAUGUUUCUCAGCACAUGCCCGGAAACUAUGCUGCUGUUCCUCCUGUAGCUUCCGCGAACCGCCGCCCUGUUGGAACUGAUAGUGCUGACGCCAGCCGCGCACCGGGGGAGAGGUACGGACCAAUGGCGGGAGGCGGAGGCUUCAAUUCCGCGGACUCCGGGCCGCUGAAGCCGCUUUCGAGUGUGAAGCUGCGGCAGGGGACUAACGAGGACGCGUCGCAGUUAAUGCCGGAAAUUUACCGCGUCGGCAGCGCUAUGAGGGGGGAGUUUGACGCGCACGUGGCGGCUGAAAAUGCGGAGAGGAGUUUGAGGGCACAACCCAAGUUCGGUGGCAGCGCGGUUCGCCUCGACCAGCCGCCAAUAAGCCCCACCGCCGACCGCGCUUUUACGCGCUAUGCCAGCGCGGGAGCUGCCUCACUCGGUGCAAUGGGCGCUGCGGCCGCCACAGCCACGGUGUACAAGGGCCGGCUGCUGGGCUGCAACAUGGCCAUCAAGCGCCUGCAGGGCGGCGGGUGGCAGGGACCCAGCGAGUACAGCAUGGAAGUGGACGUGCUGAGUCGCAUGCGCCACCCGCACAUCGUGCUGCUCAUGGGCCACUGCCCAGACCCCAAUGCCAUGUGCAUUCUCUACGAGUACCUCCCGGGCGGCAGCCUGCAGGAAUAUUUGGCUGCUAGCGCACUGCUGUACCUCCACCAGCAUUCGCCGCCCAUCGCCCACCGAGACUUGAAACCCGACAACGUGUUACUCGAUGGUAACCGCAUGAGCAAGCUGGGAGACGUAGGCCUGGCAAGGCUGAUCGCGGAAGACGAUUACAACGUAACCGCACGCGUGCAGGGCACAGUAGGCUACAUAGACCCUGAGGAGGUGGCAACAUGUGAAAUCUCUGUGUUAUCCGAUAUCUACGCGUUUGGGUUGAUUGUGCUCCAGUUGCUGAUGGGGGAGCCUCAGGUGAAGCAGGUGCAUCGCCUGCUGACGGAUACAGCAGCAAAAGUAGAUGCAGAGAAGCGUAGAGCGGGGAGACUGGGAGGGGUGUGCUCAGAGCCGUGGGCUGCUGCUGUGGAUGCUGUUUUGGCGCGGCUGGAUAAGUCCGGCGGGGAGUGGCGUGCUGACGUGGCACGCCAGCUGGCGGAGAUUGGAGUGCGGUGCGCUGACAGGGCAAGGGCGAGGAGGCCUGAUUUGCAAAAGGAGGUGCAGCCGGUGUUGAUGAGGCUAGAGGAGGAAGAGAGAAGGGAGGGGGAGAAGGGCAGGACGGAUGUGGACAACCAGCUGCUGUGCCCCAUCUCUCAGAUGCGCAUGACAGACCCAGUGGUGGCAGCUGAUGGGUUCACAUAUGAGCGCUAUAUGAUUGAGCAGUGGAUGGAGCGCAAUGACAAAUCACCGAUAACAGGAGCGCCCUUCUCUCAUAGGUUCCUCACCCCCAACAACACACUACGCAUGUUGCUUCCAUCUCAUGCAGAGUUUCUGCAUGUGAAGCCCGGCAAGGGAGCUGCCUUCGUGCGCACCAAGCUCCGCAAUUUCAUCACCGGGAACACCGUCGAGCGAACCUUCCGCGCUGGCGAAUCGGUGGAUGAGGCGAGUGUGGUGAAGGACGUGAAGCAGUUCACGUAUCUUGACGGCGAGGACUUCGUUUUCAUGGACAUGGUGACGUAUGAGGAGACUCGGGUGACCAAGGCCCAACUGGGCGAUAGAGUGAAGUUCCUUAAAGAGGGGAUGGAGUGUAACGUGCUGACGUGGAACGACAAGGUGAUCGACCUGGAGCUGCCAAUCACGCUCAAAGUGAAGGUCGUGCAGACGGACCCGGGGGUCAAGGGCGACACCGCCGGCGGAGUAAAGGUCGUGCAGACCGACUUUGGAGUGAAGGGCGACACCGCUGACGGAGGUGAGAAGAUGAGCUGUGUGAGGGGAGUGAGUGGGGUGAGGGGAGAGGGGAGCGAUCUCCUGAUUAUGUUCAGAGUGAAAGCCAUGCAGACCGACUCAGGCGUCAAGGGCAACACUGCUGGCGGAGGUGAGAGCAAUGGAUGGGGGUUGAGGGGUGUGAGUGGAUGA
Molecule: messenger RNA, 2121 nt
Organism: Closterium sp. Naga37s-1
Lineage: Eukaryota; Viridiplantae; Streptophyta; Zygnematophyceae; Desmidiales; Closteriaceae
Source: the annotation of a GenBank genome assembly